AUGAUGGCGGAGGCGUGGGUGGACGUGCUGCCGCCGCCGGCGCCCUACUUCGCCGGGCAGCCGUGCUGGGCCGUACAGCAAGAGCGUCGUGGAGGCGGCGCCUGGACACUGGAGGAGAACAAGGUGUUCGAGGAGGCGCUCGCGGCGAUCGACCUGGACGCGCCGGACCGGUGGGAGAUGGUCGCGCUGAUGCUGCCCAGGAAGACGGUCGCCGACGUGGUGAACCACUACCGGGCCCUCGAGAACGACGUCGGGUUCAUCGAGGCCGGGCUGGUCCCGUUUCCUCACUACGACAGCUCGUCCCCUUCGUCCGGGUUCACUCUGGACUGGGACGGCGGCGCCGCCGGCGCCGGCGGGUUCAGGCGCGGCUACUGCCUCAAGCGCGGGCGCGCCGACCAGGAGCGGAAGAAGGGCGUCCCGUGGACGGAGGAGGAGCACCGGCUGUUCUUGAAGGGGCUGAAGAAGUACGGGAGAGGCGACUGGAGGAACAUCUCGCGGAACUACGUGACGAGCCGCACGCCGACGCAGGUGGCCAGCCACGCCCAGAAGUACUUCAUCCGGCUCACCUCCGGCGGCAAGGACAACAAGCGCCGCUCCAGCAUCCACGACAUCACCACCGUCAACGUGCCCGACGACGACGACCGCGGCAGCCCCUCGGGGUCCCCGCCGUCCGCGCUCACCACCGUCGACACGAAGCCCUCGCCGUCGUACGGCGGGCAACGGCACGCCUUCAUGCCGCCGACGCUGCCAGCGGGGACGCUCGGCGGCGGCCACCCCUAUGGCAACGUGAAGCUCGAGCACCAGAGCUCGUUCAUGGACGGCGCGGGCCUCGACCUCGACGACUCGCUCCUCCUGCAGAUUCAAUGCGGCCAGCUGUGA
Triticum turgidum subsp. durum (durum wheat) is the source of this 879-nucleotide messenger RNA. NCBI's taxonomy places the organism in Eukaryota, Viridiplantae, Streptophyta, Magnoliopsida, Poales, Poaceae. The record is from the annotation of a GenBank genome assembly.